Molecule: messenger RNA, 393 nt
Organism: Mucor velutinosus
Lineage: Eukaryota; Fungi; Mucoromycota; Mucoromycetes; Mucorales; Mucoraceae
Exons: 2
Coding region: 1-393 (130 amino acids)
Source: RefSeq, a predicted model, not a curated record
AUGGCAACAUAUCGUAAUUUUUCACUCAAAUUCUUGAGCAAGUUGAACGGCGCCAAGCUUGUUGAAGGAGAUAUCAAAUCUCAACUUGUUUUCAAUGCAGAGAAAGGAAAAUCAUUCUGGAGACCAGCUCAAAUUUCAAAGCGCACUCAAAAUGAUUUAAGAAAAGCAUGUCUUCAAUGUGGCAUCGAACCUACAUCCAUCGGCUUAGCUGCACCUGCUCCUCACAAGCCUCUUAAAUACAAGCCCAACAAAUUGGAGAAGCAUGAACGUAUGCGUGCUGAAAGACAAGCUAAUAUUCAACGUAACCUAGAGAAGAUGCCUCAAACAAUCCAAGCUUGGAAGGAGGAUAAAUUGAAGGAACUUGCCAAGCAAAAGACUUCCAUGCCUUUCUAG